This is a messenger RNA of Drosophila hydei, 581 nucleotides long. RefSeq names its product acylphosphatase-2. The record is from RefSeq and is a predicted model, not a curated record. The coding region runs from base 259 to 564 and encodes 101 amino acids. Gene Ontology annotation, molecular function: acylphosphatase activity. The transcript is spliced from 3 exons. NCBI's taxonomy places the organism in Eukaryota, Metazoa, Arthropoda, Insecta, Diptera, Drosophilidae.
CAGCAAGGCGUAAAAUGCAAAAACUUGGCAUUUCAGUUUCAAAUAGUCGACGGUUUGCUGAAAAUCAAAUUAAACACGCAACUGCAUAUAGGAUUUGUGUUUAUUACGUUUAAAAUUAAAAUAUUGCUAUAACUCAAUCAAUAACAAACAAACUUAAAAUGUGUUAAAGUCAGCGCGUUAAUCGUGUCGACCUAAACCUAUAAGAAAAGCCAUCUUUUUAUAUAACCGCAAAGAGACGAUUCAAACAAGCACAUCGAAAUGGGAAUUCCGGAUAUACGACAGUUGGUCACACUGGAGUUCGAAGUGUAUGGACAUGUACAAGGCUUGAAUUUCACAAAAGACACGCGCGAUCGUUGCACCAAAGCAGGAAUUACAGGUUGGGUGAAAAACAGUAAACAAGGGACGAUCGUGGGCAAAAUGCAGGGCGCCAAGGUGGAGGUGGACAAAAUGAUUACUUGGCUGUCUAGCGAGGGUUCGCCAGGCUGCCAAAUUGAGCGAUGCGAGCUGCGAAAUCAAAGCAAUUUAAAUCGACUGGAUUAUAAAGACUUUGCCAUUAGAUUUUAAAAUGUUGUACAGCCUAA